This is a messenger RNA of Acytostelium subglobosum LB1, 645 nucleotides long. RefSeq lists its product as hypothetical. The transcript has a single exon. Gene Ontology annotation, biological process: cytoplasmic stress granule assembly; P-body assembly. The record is from RefSeq and is a predicted model, not a curated record. Lineage: Eukaryota; Evosea; Eumycetozoa; Acytosteliales; Acytosteliaceae. Gene Ontology annotation, molecular function: mRNA binding. The annotation marks the transcript as partial. Gene Ontology annotation, cellular component: P-body.
AUGGAAAUCAAAGAGGCCUCAGAUGUCGAACAAUGCUCAGUCAGACUCAUCGAUGACCGCAGCAGGCGUCGUGGCAGCAGCCACUGGCGCCCACUCAAUGAGCGGCAACCAAUCGACCAACACUCCCCCAACCAGCAAGGACAGCAGCGCCAUCACCACCAUCACGGCACUGGCAACUACCAGAACAAGCCAGGCACGUACAAGAAGACCACAGGCCCCAAGAAGGAGCUUGAGGAGUUCAACUUUGAGGAGUCCAACAUGAGGUUCGACAAGGAGAAGCUGGCCGAGGAGCUGGCCAGCACCGACGAGCACGUCGACGACCACGAGGAGGACGACGAGGAGGAGAUCAUCAACGGUGUGCAAUCGAUCCACGUGUCCACCAGCUACACGCCAUCAAAGAGCUUCUUUGACAACAUCUCCUGCGAGUCCCUGGACAAGCAGAACAACCAGGAGGGCAAGGCCAAGGUCACCCUUCACGACCAACGUAAGCUGGACCAAGAAACCUUUGGAAUCUCAUCAGUCCGUUCACAUGACCAUCGUCGCGGCGGCCGAGGUCAAAACCGUAGAUACAACAGCUACAACAAUCAGAACAGGCAACAGCAACAGCAGCAACAGCCACAGAACAAAUCUCAACAAACAACAGCC